Emys orbicularis (European pond turtle) is the source of this 2454-nucleotide messenger RNA. It is a transcript of the gene ZNF326, whose product is annotated as zinc finger protein 326. Gene Ontology annotation, biological process: regulation of DNA-templated transcription elongation. The transcript has 10 exons. Gene Ontology annotation, molecular function: DNA binding. Gene Ontology annotation, cellular component: DBIRD complex; nucleus. The coding region runs from base 381 to 1895 and encodes 504 amino acids. NCBI's taxonomy places the organism in Eukaryota, Metazoa, Chordata, Testudines, Emydidae. The record is from RefSeq and is a predicted model, not a curated record.
UAAACAAAGUCCUGCUCUUAGGCUAUAUGCCACACUCAAAAAUGGCCGCCCCCAGAAACCAAGACGGCCGCCGACUAGUCAGCCAGUGACCUACAUGGCCCUAAAAAACGAUGCCCGGAGCAGACAUGGCGGCGCCCACUGCUCUUCCCCUCUGCGUUGUCUUUCAUUUCUAUGCCUCUCGAUGGUCUUCACGCCCACAGAUCGUCACGUGACGCCACUAACGUGACCAAUCGAGGACCGACGUCUCUGUGCGGUCGCUCCCGUGCCCCGCCCAGCCUCGUUGUGGUUGAAGGCGCCAUUGAGAGACGCUAGAGUCGCCGCUGUCGUGGUCCCAAGGAGGCUUCCACCGAUCCCGGACACAGGGCACCACCGCCGUUGCCAUGGAUUACGGGGAAGAAAUGGACCGUGACUAUGGACAUGGAGCUUAUGGUGGCCCAAGAUCCAUGGACUCUUAUCUAAAUCAAUCUUACGGGAUGGAGAGUCAUGGAGGAGGAGGUGGUGGUGGAGGAGGAGGAGGUGGUGGUAACAGGUUUGGACCUUAUGAGUCUUACGACUCCGGGUCUUCUCUGGGUGGGCGAGAUCUGUACAGAUCUGGCUAUGGUUAUAAUGAACCCGAACAAAGCCGCUUCGGAGGUAGUUAUGGUGGUCGAUUUGACAGCUCCUACCGGAAUAGCCUUGACUCUUUCGGAGGUAGAAACCAGGGCGGGUCUAGCUGGGAAGCACCUUACUCACGUUCAAAAUUGAGGCCUGGGUUUAUGGAGGACAGAGGAAGAGAGAGUUACUCUUCCUACAGCAGUUUUUCUUCACCCCAUAUGAAGCCUGCACCUGUAGGCUCUCGGGGGAGAGGAACGCCUGCUUAUCCUGAAAGUGGAUUUGGAAGCAGAAGCUAUGAUGCUUUUGGAGGACCAUCAACAGGCAGAGGCCGAGGCCGAGGACAUAUGGGAGACUUUGGAGGGAUGCAUAGACCUGGAAUUGUUGUUGACUAUCAUAACAAACCCAGUUCUGCAGCAGUUGCUGCAAGAGGAAUAAAGAGAAAAAUUAUACAGCAGCCAUAUAACAAACCUGGUGGGACAUUUAUCAAGAAACCCAAACUGACAAAACCUAUUAUGAUGAACCAGAAUAAACUACCUAGUACCAAACCAGAGGUCAAAAGUGAAGAGGAGGAAAAACGUCGAAUUGAGGCAAGAAGAGAGAAACAGAGGCGUAGAAGGGAGAAAAACAGUGAAAAAUAUGGUGAUGGAUACAGAAUGGCAUUCACUUGCUCAUUUUGUAAAUUUCGAACCUUUGAAGAGAAAGACAUUGAAGCUCAUUUGGAAAGUGCUGCUCACCAGGAAACAUUGGAUCAUAUUCAGAAGCAAACCAAAUUUGACAAAGUAGUGAUGGAGUUUCUGCACGAGUGUAUGGUGAAUAAAUUCAAGAAGACAGCUAUGCGCAAACAGCAGACCAACAACCAAACUGAAAAUGUCCAAGUUGUUGAAAAAGAUGUAAUGGAAGGCGUUACUGCUGAUGACCACAUGAUGAAAGUUGAGACUGUUCACUGCAGUGCUUGCAGUGUGUAUGUUCCUGCACUACACAGUUCUGUUCAACAGCACUUAAAAUCUCCUGAUCACACAAAGGGAAAACAAGCCUACAGAGAACAAAUAAAAAGGGAGAGUGUACUGACUGCUACCAGCAUCUUGAAUAACCCAAUAGUGAAGGCACGAUAUGAGCUGUAUGUCAAGGGUGAAAAUCCUUUUGAAAUUACUGAUCAAUCUCAGGAUCAGCAGGCGGGGGAAGAAGAAGAAGAAGACAAGGCUGAUGAGCCUGCUGAAGAGGAAGAGGAAGAGGAGGAGGAGGAGGAGGAAGAAACAGAAGAACAAACUGACUUCACCCUUGACCAAACUGAAGAUAACUAAAUGCAUGAAAAUGAAAAAAUUCAAAUUGAAAAACAGCUUUUUAUUUCUAUUGUAAAGUGGCUAAAUGUAAGACCUUGUAAUAGUUUCACGGAUGAGACUUGUGUAACAUCCCCACCCUAUGCAUGCAUUCCAUUAUGCGGAGAACUUGUUUAUAUAAUUUCUGUGUUUCCCAUUUGUUUAAAAUGACAUUAAGAUGAUUUUAGUUGAGCUUUUAUAGCAACCAGACUGUUAGAGCUGAUUAAAACAUUUUGUGUUGUAUAUUUUUUUAAGCUUUCGUUUUCUUUUUUUGGUGUUGAAAAUUGACUAUAUUAUUAGUGUUUGUUCUAAUCACUUGAGAAAGGUAGUUUGAGGGUAAAUAUUCCAAGUGCUGUGUGACACAAUACAUUAUGCAGCUCAUAAUAUUUACCCCUUAGGGCUACGAUGCAUAAACUUAAAAAUUGUGCUGUGAGUGUGGCUAUUGUUUGGACUGUAUUGCACACCGUAUAGUAGUGUACAUGUUAUAAACAUGCCUCGUAGCUUUUUGUGAUAAAAUGUACCAGUUUGUAGCAAUAAAAUGUUU